Populus trichocarpa (black cottonwood) is the source of this 1830-nucleotide messenger RNA. RefSeq names its product GATA transcription factor 18. Gene Ontology annotation, molecular function: zinc ion binding; DNA-binding transcription factor activity; sequence-specific DNA binding. The record is from RefSeq and is a predicted model, not a curated record. NCBI's taxonomy places the organism in Eukaryota, Viridiplantae, Streptophyta, Magnoliopsida, Malpighiales, Salicaceae. The coding region runs from base 715 to 1479 and encodes 254 amino acids. The transcript has 2 exons. Gene Ontology annotation, biological process: flower development; regulation of DNA-templated transcription.
UUCCAACAUCUACACAAAGAUGGUGACCUAUACCACUUAAAGAACCUGUAGCCUUACUAGUCUUGUUCUAGCCACACAUGCCCUUUCUCUCGUAGCCCAACAUACAUGAGUGAUUUAUAAAGCUGUAUUUAUUUAUUUAUGGAGAUUUUUUCCUUUUAGUGUGUUUUUGUUCUUUGUUUUCUCUCUUUUUUGCAAGAAGCUAGAUUGGGUCCAUGUCUGUCUACAUGUCUUUGUAACUCUCUUUACUAUAUACGUAUAAGUUAUCUUCAUUUGCAUUUGACGACAACGUGGACUGCAGGUGCUGACUGGUAUUUCACCAUUUUAUUAGCUUAUAAAGCUACCAGACAAUACUACUAGUACUCCACACACACUCUCUCCCCCCCCCCCCUCUCCCCCUCUCGUACCAUAUAUUGAGCUCUCCCUUCAAAGUUCUCUCUUAUUCAAACACUAUAUUAUUGUAGCAUCUCUCUCACUCUGGGAGGAGGCUUACUGUUUUGGCUUGUACUCUCUCUGUCACUUGCUAGCUACCCUCUAACUAUAAACCUGCCAUAUUCCCCCACUUCUUCAUUGCCUUACUCUCCCCAUUCCUCUCUUCUCUCUCAAUCCUGCACAAACACUAGAAAAAACCCCUAUUCAUCUUUCAUUUUGGCACCAGCCCAAUUCAUCUUUUGCUAUUAACAGAAACUGGUUGAAGAGAUUGAAAGAGAGGCGACCAUGAUGCAUAGGUGCAGUAGUUCUCACUGUAAUAUGGUAGGUCCAUGUUCAUGUAGUAUGUAUCAUACCCAGAGCAACUCAUUCUCCAUGCUAUUUUCCAUGCCAAACCAUCACAAAUCUUUUGAUGAAACAGACAUGUACCCUGUCACGUCCCCUUCGUCUUCUGUUGAUUGCACUCUUUCGUUAGGAACCCCAUCUACUCGUUUAAGUGAAGACGAUGAGAAAAGGAUGCGGCAUGAUCAACGCCGUUCUGGUUCUUGCAUGUCUAACUUUUGUUGGGAUAUUUUGCAAACAAAAAAUAAUUCUACACCUUAUCCACCUCAAGCCCAUAAAACUAGCCGUGGAAGUAGUAAUAGCAGUCAUAAUAGCAAUAACAACCUGGCCAAUAACGAUCCUCUCCUUGCUCGCCGAUGUGCUAAUUGUGACACCACCUCUACUCCUCUCUGGAGAAACGGUCCAAGAGGCCCUAAGUCGCUUUGCAAUGCGUGUGGAAUUCGGUUCAAAAAGGAAGAGAGAAGGGCAACAGCCGCAAGCGCAAACAAUGCAAGUGCCUCAGGUGCAAUGGAGCAGCACUAUGGUUAUCAUCAAAACAAUUCAUGGGUUCAGACCCAAAAAAUGCCAUGUUUCUCUCCGGCAAAUGAAUUCAGGUUCAUAGAAGACAAUGAUCGAGAUUCUGAUACUGGCAAUAACAUCCCGUUCCUUUCUUGGAGACUCAAUGUCACAGACAGGCCUAGCCAGCUUGUUCAUGACUUUACAAGAUACUGAGAAAUUCGAUGGAGUACCAAAAGCAAAAGAAAGGAAGAACGGUCAAGAUCAUGAAAUAUUGGCAAGUGACUUCAAAACACAAAACGAUGUUGUCGAAGAUGUUGGUGAUGUUUAUUACAUUGAUGAUUAUGUUAUAUGGACCAUAAAUAUAAUGGUCUUGUCAAAUUCUUUUUUCUUCUUUGUUUGCUUUGAUUUCUUUCCUCUUUUCUUUAGUUUCCCCUUUCUCCUUUCUUACAUCGAUGGAGUGAAAACGGGAUAAUUCUAUGUUCUUAGUUGCUUUUCUUUUAGGCCUCCUUAGCUAUCUUUAACUUUUCCCAUCUUUCAGUUACAUAAAACCUUUCUGUUACUUCA